Messenger RNA from Lottia gigantea (owl limpet), 2342 nucleotides. RefSeq lists its product as hypothetical. Gene Ontology annotation, cellular component: equatorial microtubule organizing center; gamma-tubulin complex; centrosome. Lineage: Eukaryota; Metazoa; Mollusca; Gastropoda; Lottiidae. Gene Ontology annotation, molecular function: microtubule minus-end binding; gamma-tubulin binding. Gene Ontology annotation, biological process: mitotic cell cycle; microtubule nucleation; spindle assembly. The coding region runs from base 57 to 2003 and encodes 648 amino acids. The record is from RefSeq and is a predicted model, not a curated record. The transcript is spliced from 16 exons.
AUGAAAAUAAACAAGAAUUUCAGGAUAAAUGAGAUUAAUAAAAUAUAGGCCUAGUCAUGUUUCAUGAGAUCCUAUUUGCCCUGUCUGGAAAUUCCGGUGGAAUUUUUCAGGAUAAAGGCGAUGGUAUUCAGGUGUUUUCUGGUAUACCUUUCAUUUGCAAAGCCGAAGUAGCAAUUCUAAAUGAUUUUGGAAAGUUGGGCACCCAUUUUAGAAACUUUAAGAAUUUCAUAGCCACAUACAGUUCUAUGCUUUCUGUUCAGCAUGCAGCUCUAAAGAGGGAAGAUAAGCUACAUGGAUUAUAUUUAAAGGCUGCUUGUCAUGGUUUAAAUAAUGUCUUGAUGGAUUAUAGACAGACAUUGUUAAAAUUAGAAGAGGAUUUUUGUCAUGACCCUUUUUUACCACUUUCUCAUUAUCUAUAUCAUUUAAAAGAGUUUCAGUUACUUUUUCCUGAGAUAGCAUUAGUUAUAGAACAGAUAAAAUCUCAUAAGGCACAUGGUUGUUAUAUUCUAGAUAUUUUACACCGUGCUUCUAUCUGUGGUCUACCAACAGUAAAACAGACUUUUAAAAGGAUUCUACAUGAUUGUCACAAGGUAUUAUAUAAACAACUAUGUGCCUGGUUAUUACAUGGUACACUACUUGAUUCUUAUAAUGAAUUCUUUAUACAGAAGAUAGAUGGUGAAUCUCAGAACCUAUCAUUGACUAAAUCUACUGAUACAGGGGAUGAUGACUAUGGUAUUAUGGGUAUUACAGGUAGACAGAUGCAGAGAGCUUUAGAUAUUUCUACACCAAAACAUAUACCAACAAAAGAACAUUUAUUUGGAAUCCAAGCUAAUCUAUUACCAGGUUAUAUUCCUAUCAGAGUGGCUUCCAAGAUUCUGUUUGUUGGUGAAUCCAUACAGAUGUUUGAAAAUGAAAAACAGACGUCAAAAAAUUACUCCUCAGAACCAAUAUUAAAGAACAGAAUAGAUGAGUUUACUAAAGAUCUUCAUGAACUGUCCAAGAGAGAGGAAUUUAAUCUGAUGGCAUUUGAAAAGAUUAUAGAUAAAAUAAGAACCUAUGUAGCAGAGCAUCUUUGGGUAUUAAUAGUAGAAGAAUCUGACUUGAGGAACCAGUUGAAGAUUAUUAAGGAUUUCUUUCUUUUGGGUCGUGGUGAACUGUACCUAGCUUUUAUAGACCAAGCUCAACAUUUACUAUCAUCUACUGCUACUUCUACCACACAACAUGAUAUUAAUUUGGCAUUUCAACAAGCCUCUAGAAAUGUUCUGAUGCAAGAUGAGUCUCUACUACAGACCUUUACUUUAACCAUUACAUUAAAGACUGGUUCAACUGAAUCAAGUUCUGCUGUAGAAUCAGGAUGGAACUGUUUAGGAUUACAACAUUCUGUUCAGUGGCCGUUACACAUUCUAUUUACACCAGCUAUGUUAGAAAGAUAUGAUAGAGUGUUUCGCUUUCUAUUAGCUGUAAAACGAGCCCAGUUAGAUAUACAAUCAUGUUGGACACUACAGAUGGUUCAUAAAGAAAAACCUACACAGAAAGAGGAAAUGGCUAAAUUACAACUACGUACUCACAUGGGUUUCCUGGUUGAUAAUUUACAAUAUUACUUACAGGUAGAUGUUAUAGAAUCUCAGUAUGGUAUAUUAUUAGAUAAAAUAAACUCUACUAGAGAUUUUGAGGCUGUGAAAGUAGCCCAUGAGAAUUUCCUAUCCGCUUUAUUAGCUCAGAGUUUUGUUCAUAUGAAAUCUGUGUCCCAUUGUCUACGAGAGAUAUUAGAUCAAUGCACUUCUUACUGUAGAUUAAUACAUAAUUCAUCUACUCCAUUAUUACCACAACAACUACAACAGUUGACAGAUAUAGCCCAGAAAUUCCAGCGUCAGUUUAAUUUAUUAUUUAAAAUACUGUCGAGUGUAAAGAAUCACAAUGCUAGUCCACAUCUAGCUCAGUUAUUAUUACGUUUAGAUUAUAAUAAAUAUUUUACAUUGACUGGUGGACAGUUAGGAUUAUAAAAAACGUGUACAAAUAUUGAAAAGAAAAAUGGUUUAAACAGUGCUAAUGUGUUGCUUUUUGUGAUAAUUCAUAUAUUUAUAAAUUAUUUGAUCAAAUGAAAUGAAAUGAAUGGAGUUUUACGUCCUACUUUUCUGUUUAUUUGAUCAAAAUAAAUUUGAUGUCUGAUCAUUGUUUUCUUUACCCAUUUUAACAUUUUCCAAAGUGCAGCUUCAUUCAAAUCCAAGAAAGGCACGGAAAUUUGAAAUUCAGAUUUGGUUAAUGUAAUAGUAAGGCAGAAAAAGAAAAUGAAUUACAAUUACUUGUUAUUUUUGUUACUUUUUAUUAAAAUAUUCUAAAAU